UUAAUGUUGGAGAAGACUGUCCUAUUUUUGAAGGGUUAUUUGAAUUCUGUUCUAUUUCUGCUGGUGGAUCAAUUGACGCCGCCAAUAAAUUGACCAGUGGUGAAUCAGACAUAGCGAUAAACUGGUCUGGAGGUCUUCAUCACGCUAAAAGGUUUGAAGCAUCUGGAUUCUGCUACGUGAAUGAUAUCGUGUUAGCUAUUUUAGAGCUUUUAAGAUUUUAUCAACGCGUCCUUUAUAUUGAUAUUGAUAUACAUCAUGGUGAUGGUGUAGAAGAAGCUUUUUACACCACUGACCGAGUUUUGACUUGUUCAUUCCACAAAUUUGGACAGUUUUUCCCUGGUACCGGUGAUGUCUCGGAUAUCGGUAUUGGUGCAGGGAAGCAUUAUGCAGUGAAUUUCCCAUUAAAGGAUGGCAUGGAUGACUGGAAUUAUCAAAAUGUUUUUCGCCCGGUAUACAAUUUUUUACAAGUAUCAAGUUUAGGAGUAGUACAGCAUAUAAUUGAGUGGUAUCGACCUGGUGCAAUAGUUUUGCAAUGUGGUGCUGACUCGCUCGCUGGUGAUCGAUUGGGCUGUUUCAAUCUUUCCAUGAAAGGACAUGCAGCUUGUGUCGACUUCGUAAAGGAUUUUAAUAUUCCGCUUUUGGUUGUAGGUGGGGGUGGAUACACAAUCCGUAACGUGGCCCGUGCUUGGACGUAUGAAACUGGUUUAUUACUUGGGGAACAGCUUAACGAAG
Molecule: messenger RNA, 732 nt
Organism: Racocetra persica
Lineage: Eukaryota; Fungi; Glomeromycota; Glomeromycetes; Diversisporales; Gigasporaceae
Source: the annotation of a GenBank genome assembly